Messenger RNA from Aegilops tauschii subsp. strangulata, 1809 nucleotides. The record is from RefSeq and is a predicted model, not a curated record. Lineage: Eukaryota; Viridiplantae; Streptophyta; Magnoliopsida; Poales; Poaceae.
AUGUGCCUCGACUUCACGAGCCUUAACAAGGCUUGCCCUUGGGAUCCAUUCCCGCUGCCGCGCAUCGACCAGCUCGUGGACUCCACCAUAGAAUGUGACCUGCUGUGCUUCCUGGAUGAUUUCUCAGGCUACCACCACAUCAAGAUGGUGAUGGAGGAUGUUGAGAAGACAACCUUCAUUUCCCCGUGCGGCGUGUACUGCUACACCUGCAUGCCCUUUGGGCUGAGGAGCGCUGGUGCCACCUUCCAGGGAUUGAUGCACAUCAUGUUGGGGCCGGUGAGCUUGAGGGUCAACCCAAAUAAAUGUGUCUUUGGGGUUCCCUCGGGCAAGCUGCUCGGAUUCCUCGUCUCUCACCGAGGGAUCGAGGCCAAUCCCGAGAAAAUCAAGGCCAUUGAAAGGAUGCGCCCUUGUCUAACGCUCAAGGAGAUGCAGAAGCUGGCGGGGAGUGUGACUUCUGUCGGGCGCUUCAUCUCCAAGCUUGGCGAGCGCGCCCUAUCAUUCUUCAAGCUGAUGAAGUGGAAGGGUUCCUUCGAGUGGACCCCAAAGGCGGAUGAUGCCUUUGAAGACCUCAAGAGGUACCUCACACGCCCUCCCAUUAUGGUGGCAUCGCGGUCCCGUGAGCCCUUGGUGCUCUACCUGGAGGCUAGUCCGCAUUCGACCAGCGCCACGCUCGUAACAGUCCGGGAGGAGCGCAUCAGAAUCCAAGAGAGGCCUGAUGGCCCCCACGAGCCCUCGGUGCUACCAGAUGUCGCACCUGGGAUCCUCACGCCUCCGUCGCACCAGGGAUUCUCGCGCCUCCAUCGCUUGGCGGAGCACGGGUGCCCCUCGCGCCCCACCAAGAGCGGGUCGCCGCCGACGCCCCGUGUCUCGUCAAGCACCCUGCGCUACUCUAUCAAGGUUAUCUCCACGUGCCACCUGGAGAAGGUGAUGUGCAACCCCAAUGCCGUUGGUCGAUUGGCCGAGUGGAACGUCGAGCUGCAGGCCUUCCAAUUGGAGUUCUGCAGGACCAGGGUCAUCAAGGGGGCGACACUUGCCGACUUCAUGGGAGAGUGGAUGGAUACCCGUGACGGAGAGCCUGGUGAGGGUUGGUCCCUCUUGCCCGUAGACGAGGCGCCCACCUGUUGGGUCAUGCACUUCGAUGGCGCUUUCUCCAGGCAGGGCGCGGGAGAUGGCAUUGUGCUUGUUUACCCGGCCAAGGACAAGCUCUACUACACCAUGCAACUUUACUUACAGCAUGGCGAGAAGGUCUCCAAUAACAUUGUAGAAUACGAGGGCCUAAUCGCCGGCCUCAAGGCUGUCGCCGCUUUAGGGGUCAAGCGCCUCACCAUCAAGGGUGAUUCCGAGCUCAUCGUCAACUUCUCCAACAAAGACUACCGCUACCUCUACAUCGCCAUUGACAAAUUUACCAAGUGGGCAGAGGUGGAGCCCGUGCGCACCAUCUCCGCAGGCUUGGCCAUCAAGUUCAUUAUGGGCCUCGUGAGCCGGUUCGGCAUCCCCAACCGCAUCAUCACAGACAAUAGCUCCCAGUUCACGAGCGACCUCUUAGGGUCAUAUUGCUCUAACCUUGGAACGCAGGUAUGCUACGCCUCGGUGGCGCACCCAUGGAGCAACGGCCAUGCCGAGCGCGCCAACGCCGAGGUCCUCAAGGGCCUCAAGACUAGGAGCUUAAAGAAGAACCUUGAGGCUUGUGGCAGGGGCUGGCUCGAUGAGCUCAGGUCCUUGCUAUGGUCCAUCCACCACCUUGAUGAAGCCCACUGGCGACACUCAAUUCUUCCUCGUCUACAGGGCCGAGGCGGUCCUCCCGACUGA